UUCCAAACCAGGUCUCCUCGUUAUCUUCCUCAGACACAUAUCUAUCUGUGGACGUUUCUCUCUCAUUUUCUCUUUGAAUUGAUCGGAAAAGAAUCAUGGGGAGGAAGAGAGCUUCACCUGUCAACGUGCUUUUUGGGUGGGUAAGGAGGCAGUCGAUGAAAGUGAAGAUUCUCGCCGGGGUGGUGUUUGCACUGUGCUCUCUGGUGGCUUUAAAGCACUCGGUGAAAGAUCAUGAGUAUUUCUUCAUCUUUUCCGAGGCUAUCCAUGCUGCUGGGAUCUUCGUCUUGAUAUAUAAGCUCACCACCCAUAAAACCUGUUCUGGUCUUUCACUCAAAACACAAGAAAUCACAGCUCUGUUUUUAGCUGCGAGAUUGGCCUGUAGCGUAUUGAUGGAACUUGAUGCCCAUUCAGUGCUAGACAUGGCCACCUUGAUUUCAACCGCUUGGGUUAUAUAUAUGAUACGGUUCAAAUUGAAGUCAACCUAUAUCAAAGAAUUAGACAACAUGCCCUUAUAUUACUUGGUGGUGCCUUGUAUUAUCCUUGCCUUGAUAGUCAACCCUUUCACAAGAUUUUGUUACUUUAGUCAAGUCCUCUGGGCCUUCUGUGUGUUCUUGGAAUCUGUUUCGGUGCUGCCUCAGCUUCGUCUCAUGCAGAAUGCAAAGAUGAUUGAACCGUUCACAGCCCAUUACGUCUUUGCACUGGGUGUUGCUAGAUUCUUGUCCUGUGCUCACUGGAUAAUCCAGGUUUAUGAGACUCGUGGGAUGUAUCUUUUCUUGAUUGGAAGUGGGUAUUUCUGGUUUCCUGCGGCUCUCCUCGCUGAAGCUGUGCAGACGUUUAUCUUGGCCGAUUUUUGUUACUACUACGUCAAGAGUUUCGUGCAAGGUCAACUUUUGAUGAGGAUGCCUGUUUAAUUAGAACACUUGAUCACACCAAAUUUAAGGGGAUUAGGGAGGGUAAUUACUUACCCAUUUGGCUUGCCUGUGUACUUAAUCUCGUAUUAAGCUUAAUCUCAUAUUAAGCUUAAUUAUGGUAGCAUCAACAUUUGAUUUUCCUAAUUUUCUCUCCUGUAUGAUGUGCUUGUGUUCUCUCUUGGAUUUGCACAAGGUUGGACCGCAUGAUCAAGCAGCCAUUUGCAAUUGAUGACUUGGCUGUUUUGAGGUGAUAAGUAGGAUCAAUGUUUUGUCCAUCUUAUUCAUUGCUAAAUGUAUUUCAGUACGUAUAUCAUGAUACCCUAAUGGUGGUAUGGAAUUUGGAAUUUUUAUCUGUUUUUAUUUAUU
Messenger RNA from Populus trichocarpa (black cottonwood), 1277 nucleotides. RefSeq lists its product as uncharacterized. Gene Ontology annotation, molecular function: ER lumen protein retrieval receptor activity. The transcript is spliced from 6 exons. Gene Ontology annotation, cellular component: membrane. The coding region runs from base 96 to 911 and encodes 271 amino acids. The record is from RefSeq and is a predicted model, not a curated record. Gene Ontology annotation, biological process: protein retention in ER lumen. Lineage: Eukaryota; Viridiplantae; Streptophyta; Magnoliopsida; Malpighiales; Salicaceae.